This is a messenger RNA of Daldinia loculata, 1255 nucleotides long. RefSeq names its product histone acetylation protein 2. The transcript has 2 exons. Gene Ontology annotation, cellular component: nucleus; elongator holoenzyme complex; cytosol. Lineage: Eukaryota; Fungi; Ascomycota; Sordariomycetes; Xylariales; Hypoxylaceae. Gene Ontology annotation, molecular function: tRNA binding. Gene Ontology annotation, biological process: tRNA wobble uridine modification. Bases 214 to 1245 code for a protein of 343 amino acids. The record is from RefSeq and is a predicted model, not a curated record.
AGUUUACUAAGGUUUUAUAACUUCAUCCGUGUCACUUAUAUAGCGUUAAGUUAAAACUAACCAAUACGAGUGCAGAUGCGACCUCGGUCUUCCAGGUAUUCAGAAGAUAACUCCAACUCUAGCCUCGGAACUACAUACUCUUGACUGCCCCGGCAAGACACCAUCGCAAAAAGUCUUCAACGUCCAAACACUGCAUCAAACAGCAACGCAGCUAUGCCAUCAUCUACGCAAUCGCACGCGCGUUCGCACUCGCUGCUUCUCCUGCAGAAACUCCUUAACCUGCGGGACAGCGCCAGCCCUCUAACGCUAGUCCUCGACACGCUGGAGCAGAGCGCAGCGCCUGUAGUUCACGAGUUCCUCAGCAGAGCCAAGAUCUCCAAAAGCAAAACAAUCUUCCUAUCCUCCUCGCUACUCCGGAAACCCUCCUUCGCCGACAUCUUCAUCAAAGCCUGGGGCAAGACCCCCGAGGCCCUGCGCGCCGAGAUAACCUCGCACUACUCGUCCGGCAGCGCCGGCCACGCGCACAAGGUGCUCGUCGUAAUCGACGGUCUGAACGGGAUCGCCAGCGCUGCGGGUUCUACCCUGUCCAUGUUCCUCUCCGGCCUGGUUACGCCCGCCGUCUCUAUCGUGGCCGUGUACCACACCGACGUGCCGCUGGUGCUGCCCCCGUCCUUCAGCGAGUACGAGCCCCAUCCGUUUACGACGCUGUGCCAUCUCGCGACCGCUGUGCUCCGCGUCGGCAGUCUGUAUCAGGCGGUGGAGCGCCGGCGCGCGCGGAACCGCAGCUUGCAGGAGCCUGAGUGGGGGCUUGCCGAGGGCCGGGAGGGCGUGCUAAUCGGGCUGGGUAGUGCCGAGAAGAGGUCUGCGGCUGGCGAGGGGCUUGUGCUCGAGAUGGAGUUGAGGCGGCGCAGUGGCCGCGCCGUUGCUGAGACGUUUGUCCUAGUGUCACAGUCGGCAGCAGCGCAGGAUAGCAAGGCCCAGACUUCAAGACUAUAUCUUCUCUCCGACCACCCCGCAUUUCGGGAUCCGAGCGAUACUGACCAGGAGGGUGCGGCGGACGAAGGAGACGGGGAGAUGGAGACUACGUUUAACCUAGGGUUGACAGAGAAGCAGCGUAGAGAUAGAGAGGGCAUAGUCCUGCCGUACUUCGACGCCCAGACGGACAUCGGGGCGGGCGAAGGGGGACGGAUUAUAUACGAGAUGGGGCGGGAAGAUGACUUUGACGACGAGGAAGAUGAAAUAUGACAUCACUUUU